Molecule: messenger RNA, 1378 nt
Organism: Strongylocentrotus purpuratus (purple sea urchin)
Lineage: Eukaryota; Metazoa; Echinodermata; Echinoidea; Camarodonta; Strongylocentrotidae
Exons: 6
Coding region: 319-948 (209 amino acids)
Source: RefSeq, a predicted model, not a curated record
CUCUUCGUCGCAUGCCACAAACCAGGUUCCAUACCUUGUAGUGCUCCGUACGUUCCUCCCCAUUCCACGGUGGAAACUCUCCGGCUGAAUUACAACUUCGCAGACAAAGUGAAUGUGACGUGUGAUGCCAGCGAUUCUACCUUCACCCUUCAGUGUCACAACAAAGGAUUAUGGAGCGGACCCGUUGUAUCCUGUCCACCGCCCGCUCUGCUCGAACCCCCCGCUGCAGUUGCUGCUGGCAAAGCCCAAUGCAGUGCCCCGGCGGUGCCUCGUGACUCAACCAUUCAGAAUCUUCGUCUCUCCUACAAAGACCGUGACAUGAUAAAUGUGACAUGUAACGAAGUAACUAACGGAGUUCCUGAAUGGUUCGAAUUGACAUGUGCCAAUGGAAUUUGGAACGGACAAAACAUAGUUUGCCCUGACCCCGUGAUAGAAUGCAGCCAACCAAUCCUACCAGCUGAUUCAUCGGUUAAAACGAUAAGGGCUCGAUACAAGAUUGGUGACAAUAUCAACAUCACAUGUAACAGUGCGUUGGGUUCGUUCGUUUGGAUAUGCAACAAGGAUGGUCUGUGGCGCGGAGCGGUCGCUUCGUGCCGAGUUUCACAACCACAUAAUGGUGGAGCUGCUUCAGGGAGAAUUGGAAAUAAAGAGCCCCAGGAGAAGCAAGAUGGACGAAAUGUCUUUAUCACAGGCCUUCUAGUAGCAGCAGUGAUAAUGUUCAUUCUAGUCCUGAUGUCCAUGGUAGCCUUCUCGAUCUCCGUUAAAGGACGGAGCUUUGGACCUUCGAAACAUUCCUUACAAGAUGAGAAAACUGACCGAGGACCACUCCCCGAGGUUCCCGCAGGGUACGCAGAUUACCUUGUAGGUGAUAAGUCACUCUACACUGCACCAUACUUGAAACCAGACGAGAUUCACCAUAGCUAUGAGACCUACGAGAAACCAAUCUAAGUCACCUGACUCUUCUUGUUAUACUAAAUUAACCAACAAGGAACCGAAAUUUUAAGUGCAAAUUUGUUUUAUUUACCAAUUAUUAAAAUUUUAGUUUUAUCGCAUGCUCUUGUUUGAAACAAAUACUCAGUUACCAUUUGGUCUCUAUUGCGUAAGGGGUGUUAUUCACAAAGUAAGGGUCAUGAAUGUGACAAGUAAUAUACAAAUAUAUUCGCGAUUUACAGUGCAAAAUGAAGUUUCUUACUCUUUAUUUCAUGCUACUGACACUAACUAAACUGAACCGUACUGAACUAUGGAACAGAUCUAUUCCUUUAAUUUGCCUUGCAAUAACGUGAGGUCAUGUUUUCCCCAUGGUUCUGUUAUUACGUCCAAUGUCCCUUGGCCUACUUGUCAAGCUUGUGUAAUGAUAAUAUACAAACCCCUCUACCCC